Heteronotia binoei (common prickly gecko) is the source of this 1379-nucleotide messenger RNA. It is a transcript of the gene DPH5, whose product is annotated as diphthamide biosynthesis 5. The transcript is spliced from 8 exons. Bases 522 to 1358 code for a protein of 278 amino acids. Gene Ontology annotation, molecular function: diphthine synthase activity. The record is from RefSeq and is a predicted model, not a curated record. NCBI's taxonomy places the organism in Eukaryota, Metazoa, Chordata, Lepidosauria, Squamata, Gekkonidae. Gene Ontology annotation, biological process: protein histidyl modification to diphthamide.
GGAAAAACAUUGCUUCACGUUGUAUGCCCCAGGGAGAAGAGGGAGCUGGGGAAUGGCAUGCAUUCAGGUAUAGUUUGUUCCCACAACAGCUUCUGUCUAUCUGGAUAAAAAAACAACAGGAAUCUAGUGGCACCUUAAAAGCUCGCCUUACUGCACUUACCCAGUCCCAACACAGGGAUAUUUAAGCCAUUGGAGAGGGGCACAGUGGGUAUCCCUUGCGCCUGACCAGCCUCCCAGGCACUCAUACUGAACCACCUAUACCUCAGCAGCAAGGGCACCAUCCACCUGCUUCCUUCGUCUCCUGCCCUGCAGCAAAUCCUCGCGCGGAACUCUAGCAGGAUUCUUUGAUGACGCAAAAUACCGCAAAAAAGAGUGCUCUUUACGGCAAACCGUAAAGCACUCUAGAAGCCCGCUAAAAGUAUGGUUGAAAAGGAACAAGGCGGAUAGCAGGAAUUGGCAUCGUGAAUGUUGCAAGUCCCCCUUCUAGAUCUGACACUGAUUUUAUUCUUUGAUUUAACAAAAUGCUUUAUCUGAUUGGACUUGGACUUGGAGAUGCCAAAGAUAUUACAGUGAGAGGCCUGGAGGUUGUGCAGCAGUGUAGCCGAGUGUACUUGGAGGCCUACACUUCAGUUCUCACAGUUGGAAAGGAAGCACUGGAGCAAUUUUAUGGCAAAGAGCUGAUUCUUGCAGACAGAGAAACAGUGGAACAGAAUGCAGAUACAGUCCUGAAGGAUGCCCAUCAAUGUGAUGUUGCUUUUCUUGUAGUUGGAGAUCCUUUUGGGGCUACUACACACAGUGACCUCAUUCUCCGAGCAGUGAAGCUGGGGAUUCCUUAUCGAGUUAUACACAAUGCUUCUAUACUCAAUGCUGUUGGCUGCUGUGGUUUACAGCUCUACAAUUUUGGAGAAACGGUUUCCAUUGUUUUCUGGACAGAUACAUGGAAGCCUGAGAGUUUUUUUGAUAAAAUCACCAAAAAUAAGAAGAAUGGGAUGCACACUCUCUGCUUGCUUGACAUUAAAGUAAAGGAGCAGUCUUUGGAGAAUCUCAUGAGGGGGAAGAAAAUUUAUGAACCGCCACGGUAUAUGAGAGUAAAUGAAGCAGCUGAACAGCUUCUUGCCAUUGUUCAGAACAGAAGGCAAGAAGGGGAAGAACCAGAAGUUACAGAAGAUACCAUAUGUGUCGGCUUAGCAAGAGUGGGUACAGUGGAUCAAAAGAUUGCUUCAGGUAUGCUACAGGAAAUGACCACAGCAGAACUUGGAGGCCCUUUACACUCUAUGAUCAUAACGGGCAUUCUGCACCCGCUGGAAAUAGAGAUGCUUAAACUCUUUGCUAUAAAUAAAGUCAUAUUUGAAAACUGAGUAAGAUUUUCUAAACAGCUA